UACUCGUACAAGAGAAAAACUAGAGUUGCAAAUAUUGAAGAGUAUAAGGAAAAAGUAAACCCUAUUUGUUGGAAUAAGACUUUAUUAUUAUUGUUAUCAAAUCAAGUUUAAUCAAACAUGUAUUUUUAACUCAAACUUGUAUCUAGUAUGGAGUAUUCAAAUCACAUUUAAAUACUCAAAUACUCCAAUCUAAAUUUAAGAACUCUAAAAUCAUACGGAGCGAGAUCAAAUUAAGAUCAAAUACGUCUUUGUGCCUCUUUAAAUUAAAAAAAAAUUUCACGGAUUCACCAUGACUCCUAAAGUCCUAAGUCCUAACCACUAAACCCAAACUCUAAAUUCAUUUUCCAAUUAAAAGUUCGAAUGAUAGCAUUUGGGUUUCACUUGGCCCAAACCCGUUCAACUCCGGUCACCGGUAACCACCAUUUUCCGGCGGCGCCUUCUUUAUGCCGAGGUUAUGAUAAUUUAUAGCAGUAGCAUGACACACCACGAAUGAUUUGGACUUUGGAGUUCAAAUUUCUAGUAUGGUGACAACUAUCACACAUUGUAAUGUUUUCGUUCCUCAAUCACAUCAUUAUAUCGUCUUUAAUCGACAUCAUUUCGUACUUGAGCAAUGUAAAUUUUAUUAUGGGUACCGCGGUACUAGUCAUGCUUCCAUUUAUUGCAAUUCCAAGUUCAAUCAUACUGCUAUAACACAGCAAAAUCAGUGUAGUUCUUUCCUUGGUUCUCACACUGAACAUAAUCUUAAUCGAAACAAGGAUUUGAUCAAUGAAUCUUCAGUAGAUGAGCUGAUUAAAGAGCUUACUUAUGUAGGAUUCUAUGUUGAUGCUGUCAAGCUUUAUAUUGGCAUGUUGGAGGAUGGUUUUAUCCCAAAUGUCUUUUAUUCCUUUCCUGUUUUGGUUAAGGCAAUUGGCGGUGUUUGUGAUUUGAACUUGGCUAGGCAAGUUCAUGGGCAUAUGCUGAAGUUAGGUGUGAUCAAGUAUAUAUCUGUAGCAAAUUCUCUUUUAAGCACGUUUUGGAAAUGUGGUGCUAGUGAUGAUGCAAUAAGUAUGUUUAAGACAAUGCAAGAGAGGGAUUCAGUUUCGUGGAGCACUAUGAUUUCUGGCUUUCAUCAAUCAAGGUUGUAUAUUAGUUCACUGGAAUGGUUUACACGCAUGGUUUGUGAAUUCGGAAUAUAUCCCAAUAGGGUAGCUUGCAUUUCAGUGCUUUCCUCAUGUACUUCGGUUAAGUCUCUAAUACAUGGGCAAGAAAUGCAUGCUUUUGUGAUUAAAAGUGGGUUGGAUGUUGAUGAGUUUGUUUUGAGUGGAUUGCUUGAGUUUUAUAUGAGAUGUUGUGUUGUAAGUUAUGCAGAACAACUAUUUCUGAGCGUUGUUGGGUCUAUGAGAGAAAAUACCGUGUUAUGGAAUGUUAUGAUUUUGGGGUAUGUGGAGAAUAGCUGUUACUCACAGGCACUGCGUUCUUUCAUUGAAAUGAUGGUUUCAGGGGUUAAAUUUGAUUCUUCUACUAUGGUUGCUAUUCUUGUCUUGUGCUCAAAGUCCUUAAAUCUAGCCUUUGGAAAGCAAAUUCAUGCACUUAUUAUUAAAACUGGUUUGGAGAUAGAUGUUAGAGUUGGAACCUCAAUGAUAGACAUGUACUUUAUUUGUGGUAAUCCUGAUUCAGGAUUACAGUUAUUUGACAGGUUUCAUAAUCAUAAUAUAGUCAUGUGGGGUACAGUAAUCACAAAUUGUGCUCGAUGUGGAUCUUCUAGAAAAGCAUUAGAUCUGUUUGUUGUUGGACUGGAGCAUGGUUAUCUGGAUUUGGUCAUGUUAUUAGCUGCAUUACGAGCAUGUUCAUCUCUGUCAGUUAAGCUUGAGGGCAUGCUGCUUCAUGGGAUGGCAGUUAAAAUGGGGUUGGACCUAGAUGCAUACAUUGGUUGUGCCUUAGUUGAUAUGUAUAUGAAAUGUCAAGACGUAUCAUGUGCUCAAAAAGUCUUUCUAAUGUUACCUAUAACAGAUGAGGUAGCUUGGAGUAGUCUGAUAUCCGGAUAUACUCACAAUGAAUGCUUGGAUGAUGCUGUGAGAGCAUUUUGCAAGAUGCAAGAUCAUCGAAUUAGACCUAAUGCAGUGAUUAUAUCAUGUCUCCUUUCACAUUUAUAUUUAAGUUUGCAGUGUAAAGAAAUUCAUGGGUAUGUGAUACGCAGUGGAUUUGAGACCAAUAUUCUUGUGAACAAUUCACUUGUAGUUGCUUAUGCAAAAUGUGGAAACUUGGAAAGCUCGUGGAGAGUAUUUCUUGAGAUGAAGGAGAAAGAUGAAGUUUCAUGGAAUUCGAUGAUGUUGGGGUUAAGCCUACAUGGUCUUGUAGACGAAAUGCUUAUUUUGUUUGACCAGAUGAGAAAGAAUGGCUUGAAGCCUGAUCAUCAAACAUUUACUGCAAUUCUUUCUACAUGUAGUCAUACAGGAAGAGUUGCAGAUGGCUUGAAAUUCUUCAGAAGCAUGACAGAAGAACACAUGCUUGAACCUAAACUUGAGCAGUAUACUUGCUUGGUUGACCUUUUAGGUCGUGCUAAAUAUUUACACCAAGCAUAUGAUUUGAUAAUUGCUAUGCCACACACCCCUGAUGACCGCAUUUGGGGAUCGUUGCUUGGCUCUUGUAAAAUUCACGGUAAUGAGAAGUUAGCUGAAGUUGUAGCUAAUCACAUCUUUGAGUUGAAUCCUGAUAGUAUUGGGUACCGUGUACUCCUUGCAAACUUGUACGAGGACUUGGAUAAAUGGAACGAGGUUGUAACACUCAGAUCCGAAAUCAAAGGUAUGGGACUGAAGAAAAGUCCUGGCUGUAGCUGGAUUGAUGUUGAUAAUCAGAUUCAUGUGUUUACUGCAAGUGAUCAAACACAUGAUCAAGUAGGAGACAUACAUGCCAUGCUUAAAAGUGUGACUGCAGAGAUAAUUAGGAAUGGAUAUAUCCCGCAAUUGUAAUUUCAUGUUAAGUUAAUUUUUAAUUUAUUUAUCUUAUUAGGAUUUUUUCUUUUUUUUUUUGGGAGAGGGCUGUGAAAAAAAUGACUGCUUUGCAGCCCCAUCACCCAUGACAUUGUACACCAUGAUUCAUGAUACUGAUAUCCAAAUUUGUUAUCGCUAA
Messenger RNA from Chenopodium quinoa (quinoa), 3108 nucleotides. RefSeq names its product pentatricopeptide repeat-containing protein At2g13600-like. The transcript is spliced from 2 exons. Gene Ontology annotation, biological process: RNA modification. Gene Ontology annotation, molecular function: RNA binding; protein binding. Lineage: Eukaryota; Viridiplantae; Streptophyta; Magnoliopsida; Caryophyllales; Amaranthaceae. The coding region runs from base 522 to 2948 and encodes 808 amino acids. The record is from RefSeq and is a predicted model, not a curated record.